Molecule: messenger RNA, 852 nt
Organism: Homarus americanus (American lobster)
Lineage: Eukaryota; Metazoa; Arthropoda; Malacostraca; Decapoda; Nephropidae
Product: protein TRACHEARY ELEMENT DIFFERENTIATION-RELATED 7A-like
Exons: 1
Coding region: 1-852 (283 amino acids)
Source: RefSeq, a predicted model, not a curated record
AUGGGGCCUGAUAUGACCGGGGCCCGAUAUUACCGGGGCCUGUUUGACCAGUCAGCGUCCCUUGGUACUCGGUCCUUUAUCUCAACACUGGACCGCUUCUGGGUAGACUGCAUGAGCUCUCACAGUCUCCCGCCGGCCCCACAUACUCAACAGUCUCCUGCCGGCCCCACACAGUCAACAGUCUCCCGCCGGCCCCACACAGUCAACAGUCUCCCGCGGCCCCACAGUCAACAGCCCCGCCGGCCCCACACACUCAACAGUCUCCCUGCCGCCCCACAGUCAACAGCCCCCGCCGGCCCCACACUCAACAACAGUCUCCCGCUGGCCCCACACAGUCAACAGUCUCCGCCGGCCCCACACACAACAGUCUCGCCCCACACAGUCAACAGUCCCCGCCGGCCCCACGUCAACAGCCCCGCCGGCCCCACACUCAACAGUCUCCUGCCGGCCCCACACAGUCAACAGUCUCCGCCGGCCCCACACACUAAAGUCCCCGCCGGCCCCACACACUCAACGUCUCCCGCCGGCCCCACACGGUCAACAGUCUCCCGCCGGCCCCACACACCCACAGUCUCCGCCGGCCCCACACAGUCAACAGUCUCCCGCCGGCCCCACACACUCAACAGUCUCCUGCCGGCCCCACACAGUCAACAGUCUCCUGCCGCCCCACACAGUCAACAGUCUCCUGCCGGCCCCACACACUCAACAGUCUCCGCCGGCCCCAACACUCAACAGUCUCCGCCGGCCCCACACACUCAACAGUCUCCUGCCGGCCCCACACACUCAACAGUCUCCCCCCGGCCCCACACACUCAACAGUCUCCACGCCAUUAAUAUACUUGGGUACUACUAA